GUGUGUGUGAGGGUCAGUGAUGGCGGAGAAGGGUAACGGUGGUGUGAGCUCCAGGCUUGCAGCCCGGAGGAAGGAGAAAGCGGGGGAAAAGAAGGAGGAAAAGAAAGAAGAGGAUGGAGGGAAGGUAAACGGAAACGGCAAAAACGUGGCCAAUGGGGAUGCGGCGGUGGCCAACGGUGCACCCGGCGAACCCGGGCUAGAGAAACCAGAACCAAUGGAGCUGCCCCCCUUCGAAACCAUCACUGGGGACCGGAUGGACCCGUUCUCCUUCAGGUUCCAGUUUAAGAACGUGGAGUACUGCUCAGGCCGCAAUAAGACGCUGCUGUGUUACCUGGUGGAUCAGAGCAGCGGGGCGGACGGGCUGCUGCGGGGCUUUCUGGAGGAUGAGCACGCGGGGCUUCACGCGGAGCUGGCCUUCUUCCAGCUGAUCCUGCCGCAGUACGACCCCUCCGUGAACUACACGGUCACCUGGUACGUGUCCUCCAGCCCCUGCGCGCACUGCUGCUCCAAGCUGCUGGAGAUCCUGCAGGAGAGGAAGACCCUGCGGCUGAACAUCUUCUCCGCGCGGCUGCUGGAGGCUGAGGAGGAGGAGGGGCAGGAGGAUAACCGGGCCGGGAUGAAGGCUCUGGCCGGGGCCGGCUGUAAACUCAGGGUCAUGAAGCCGCUGGAUUUCUCCUACAGCUGGGACACGUUCGUAGAGCACGAGGACGAGCGCUUCACGCCCUGGGAGGACUGCCAGGAGAACUACGAGUACCACCACGAGAAACUGGCCCAAAUACUGGAGUGAAGACUCAGGGAAAAUGAAGAAUUGGAUGACAAAAAUGCAGAUUUACUCUUUCCCAACCCCAUUUAAGGAUUGUGUGUCAGUGUGUGUGUGUGUGUGUGUAUGGUUGACAGUGUGUGUGAGGAAGAGUGGGGUUACUCUUACCCAUUUUAAAGUUCUGUGCGACCCACAGAACCUACAGAACCCUGUCCCUUAUUUUAUAAUAUGAAAUUAUAUGUAAUGUAUUAUGGAUGAAUAUUUAUACCAGUAAAUUCACCACAAAUCACAGCAUUUCAGAAUAAGAGUCCUCGACCGACCGUCUCAGAUUUGUUUCCUAUGCUCAGGAAAUAAAGUGCACAAAUUUAUAUGCUUAUAGAGUUAUUGAUGCUUAAUUGUGCUAUAAAAAUAAUUAUAUUUUAAACAAUCAGAGUAAUUCUGAAAAAAAUAUUUGUAAUGAAGAAAAAUCUUAUUUUUUUUAUUUUUAUUUGAUAUUUAAGAUUUGCAAUGCAAAAUGCAAUUAUCCAUCCCUCCAUUAUUUGAUUAAGUUAUGACUUCAGAUUUAAUUUAUACAUUAAAAAAAUAAAUAGUUAAAAAGUGAUGAUUCAAUAAAUAACAGCAAUUUUAUAAUAUGUAUUUAAACAUUUCUGAGACGGUCUGUCAGAAGUUAACGGAUGUUUCUGUGGAUUGUUAAAGUAAUUUGAGUUGCUAUUUCUUAUUCUAUUUUUUAAUUUUUGUAAUAUACACUGACAUGCCACAAUGCAUGGGAUAGCAGUAUAAGUUGUGAGGUGAAAUCCAUUUCCAAAGUGCAUUUAGCAAAUGUCCAAGCAAAUCGUGCACAAUACUAGCUUCUGUCCCAUGACUUUUGGCAUGUCAGUGCAUUUUAUACAGUAUAUGCAAGUGCACCAAAAAUCGUAUGUUUUCUGCACACUGUGUUUAUAAUUCUUUCAUUUUUAUGACAAAAAAAUUGUGGUGUUUUUUCGAAAGCGUAACAUUUUUUUCAAGUGAUUUACUUCAAGUUACAUCACCUGUCAUUUCAUUUUUGUAAUAAAUGUAAGUUACCUGAAUGACAAAGCACUGAGCGAACAGCAUCAUUUCAGCAAAAAUAAUGAUAUUAAUACUAAUAAAAAAUGUUUUCUCA
Messenger RNA from Astyanax mexicanus (Mexican tetra), 1901 nucleotides. RefSeq names its product apolipoprotein B mRNA editing enzyme, catalytic polypeptide-like 2a (gene apobec2a). Bases 20 to 787 code for a protein of 255 amino acids. NCBI's taxonomy places the organism in Eukaryota, Metazoa, Chordata, Actinopteri, Characiformes, Acestrorhamphidae. Gene Ontology annotation, biological process: cytidine to uridine editing. The record is from RefSeq and is a predicted model, not a curated record. Gene Ontology annotation, molecular function: RNA binding; cytidine deaminase activity. The transcript has 3 exons. Gene Ontology annotation, cellular component: cytoplasm; nucleus.